UUCUCGGCUCUGCCGCACCGUUAGCUUUCGAGCCUUAGCUACAGUAAUGUUAACAACACAUUUUCUUGGUGUCUUAGUCUUGGAGUUUCCAUAUUUAAAAAGGACAUCUAUAGCCUAUGUGCCUUUUUCCUGGUCUGCUGUUGAACUUGAACGAGCCAUUUGGAAAGUCUGAGGACCGGCUCUCCAAAUGACGUCUCUGAUUUGCACGUUACAAGACCACGGAGACGAUGUCAACUGGUGUGCUUUCUCUGCCAAACUGUUAGCCACAUGUUCUGGGGACAAAACUCUCAGGAUAUACAACACCCAUGACUUCUCAGAGCUGCCCUUUUCACCGCUGUCAGGACAUGGCUACAGCGUGCACUGCUGCUGCUUCAGCGCCUGCGGACAGUUCCUUGCGUCAUGUUCGACUGACGCCACCACACUGGUCUGGUCCAUGGACACGGGUGAGAUCGAGGCCGUCCUGGAGCAUCCUGGUCGCAGUCCUGUGAGGACCUGCGCUUUCUCUCCGGACUCUGCCCACCUUGUUUCAGGUGCUUCUAAUGGCACUUUAGCUCUGUGGGAUUUCUCCUCCAAACAGCUGCGCAGGACCGGAGCAGUGAAUGACACAACACUGGUAGCUUGCUCCUUCAGCCCCUGCAGUCAGGUGUUCAUGACCGGCUCCACCUAUGGAGACCUCCGUCUGUGGGACCUGGACCUGAACCAGCUCCAUGCAGAGAAAAAUGCCCACGACCUGGGGGUCACCUGUUGCACCUUCGCUCCCAGCAUCCUCAGUGGUGGUCAAGUUGUGCAGUUUCAUCUGGCAUCAUGUGGGCAAGACAGUCUCCUCAAGAUCUGGACCAUUAACAAGUUCUACUCUGGAGCCUAUAACAUGCAGCUCCUGCACACAUUGACUGGCCAGUCGGCUCCAGUCCUCUCCUGUGCGUACUCCUCAGAUGGGCAGCUGCUUGUGUCUGGCUCUGUGGACAAAACUGUUACAGUCUAUGAUGCUAAAAAUGCAGUUUUGCUUUACACAUUGAAGCAGCAUGAGAGGUACGUGACGGCAUGCUCUUUCUCUCCAACUACACCACUAAUUGCUACAGGAUCUAUGGAUAAGACUGUAAACAUCUGGAGGCUGGAGGACGGAUGCAGUGGCGGGAAGUCGUUGCCUGAGAAGUCUGCUCUGACAUCAAGUGAAGGGAGAACCUCAGCGGGCCGAUCAAAGCUGCUGGUCAGCGAUUGGUCGGAGGAUGAUGUGUCAGCGUGGCUGGUGGAGGAAGGCCUCGGGGGGUUGGUGGACAAAUUUGUGGCUAACAACAUAGAUGGGACAGAGCUGCUAAGUCUCACCAAGGAAACACUGGCAUCAGAGAUGCACAUAGAGUCAGUAGGCCUGCGCAGUAAACUCCUGAGGAAGGUGGAGGAGCUGAAGAGUGAUUCAGUGUGUUCAGGCAUUCCUGAUGAGUUCCUUUGUCCAAUCACCAGAGAGCUAAUGAGGGAACCAGUCAUUGCUGCUGAUGGAUACUCAUAUGAAAGAGAGGCCAUCGAGAGCUGGAUCAACACCAAGAACCGUUCCAGCCCUAUGACCAACCUCCCCUUACUGACAACUCUGCUCACCCCUAACCACACGCUGAAGAUGGCUAUUGGUCGCUGGAAGACCACCAACUAGCAUCCGAAAAGACCUCUGUGCCCUAAAUAUUGUCCCUAAAGUAGACAGAAACCAGAAUCGAGUGUUCCCAGGGAUGCUACAGCAUUUCAAGGACAGGUGUGUCUGACUUUCUUUACUGGCAAGCUGCAAUUUUUGACCGCUGGGGAGCAGGAAGGCAAACAUGUAAACAUAAAUGUACUGGCCAAAAUGCUAGUAAUCAGUUACAGAUACCGUGCAAUAUUGAUGUCACAGGGAUAUAAAGCGGCUGUAAUCAAUAUUUUUAUACUAACAAAGCUUUAUAGUGAGUUUCAGGUAUUUUGAGCUGUCUGGCCCACAACUUGACUGUUGUGGUGGACUUCUCACUACGCUCAUAAUACCUAUUAUAAUGGUGAAAAUGUCUGAAAGCUACAUGAGCUACAGACUGGAGUGUUGAUUUGCAGUUGGAUCAGCAAUACUAACAACCCAUAGAAAUUAGCUUAAAGCUGAACAGAGCUUUAAUUGAACAUUAUUAAUGUUACUUACUGAAAACACUAUUUGCACUAUCUGCAGUUAAGCAUUACAUGUGCAUGUCUUUGGAUUGUCUGAGCAUUGCAAAGCCUUGCUUAUUACAAACCCUGUGGGAAUAGUUCUUGGCUAAAGUGGUUUAGGGUUGUGUUUCUUGUACAAACAAACAUCCAGCUUUAAAAGAAAUUAAUGACAUUAAUGAAGGCAUUUUUGCAAUAUUCAGAAAUUGAUUUGUCCACAUUUUUAUACAAGUACUUUAUUCUCAUGGCUUGGUUAAAUGUCAGUUUUGAUAACUUAGGUUGUACUGAGAAAGACCUCUUAUUUAUCCAUACACACUCUGAAGCUUAGGCAACAUUUUCUGGAUUAUACUGUGAAAGAAGUAGAUGUAGAAAUAUAGUCCUCCAUUAAUAUUUUAUUAUACCACAAUAAUCAUGUGGUAACAUUCUGCAAUCCAUAGUAUAACUGUAAAGUGUAUAUGACAACUAUGGACAUAUACAGCAAUGUAAGAAGUCUCUUAAGAUUUGUUAUCCUCAACUGUUGCUCGUGUAAAUGCUCUCUCUGUGUGUCCAAAUAAAUCAAUAAACACUUCAUAUGAA
Micropterus salmoides (largemouth bass) is the source of this 2721-nucleotide messenger RNA. It is a transcript of the gene wdsub1, whose product is annotated as WD repeat, sterile alpha motif and U-box domain containing 1. The record is from RefSeq and is a predicted model, not a curated record. Gene Ontology annotation, molecular function: ubiquitin-protein transferase activity; protein binding. Bases 188 to 1642 code for a protein of 484 amino acids. Gene Ontology annotation, biological process: protein ubiquitination. Lineage: Eukaryota; Metazoa; Chordata; Actinopteri; Centrarchiformes; Centrarchidae. The transcript is spliced from 13 exons.